Molecule: messenger RNA, 787 nt
Organism: Hordeum vulgare subsp. vulgare (domesticated barley)
Lineage: Eukaryota; Viridiplantae; Streptophyta; Magnoliopsida; Poales; Poaceae
Exons: 3
Coding region: 158-574 (138 amino acids)
Cellular component (GO): mitochondrion
Molecular function (GO): structural constituent of ribosome
Source: RefSeq, a predicted model, not a curated record
GCGGCCCAGAUCAGCCCGAAGCCAGUCGCAAAGCUCCAGGCGAAACCUAGUCACUCGACUACUCCCAACCGGCCGCCGCCGUCUCCCGUCCACGUUCCGACCGCCGGAGCUCGCCUCCUCCUCCACCCGCUACCUCUCGAGGCCACUCCGGACGGCCAUGGCCCAGAGGGCCGCGGGCGGCCUUCUCCGACGGUCCCUCGGGCUCGCGCCGCCGACAACCCCGAGGGCCCUGAGCACCAGCGCCACCACGCCGGCGGAGGGAGAGGCGGCGGCCAAGGCGAGGAGGAGAAAGAAGAAGAACCUGUUCGACGUGGCGCAGUUCCUGCCGGACUGGGGCGUCGGCCACAGGGUCGCCAAGACCACCUGGCGCGACGUCUCCUACCAGAUCACCAAGAUCAACCUCUAUAAGGAUGGCCGCCACGGGAAGGCGUGGGGAAUUCGGCACAAGGCCGGCGUGCCAGCAGCAGAUGCUCCGAUAAGAAUCAGCGGGGUUAACAAACGUGGUUGGAAGUACAUAAAGGCGUCUUUGCAAGAUAUCCCUGGAGCAGAGCCGCCAGCCGUCUCCGCUGCUUAACCAGUUACUGGCUAGAUAUUUCGUAGGUGAUAAAACUGGUCCCAAUAGAAGCGUAGUGCUGAACUAUUCACAAGACUGGUUUGAUCUGCCAGCUCCACGCGUUUCAUAAGUCUCAUGUCUCCACAAGGGGUUAAACAUGCUUGAACGUGUUUCGGCGUGAGCUUGUCAUGGCCUCCACGCUUGUUGUUGAAGCUAAAGAUGAUGUAGUGUUAA